Molecule: messenger RNA, 573 nt
Organism: Puccinia triticina
Lineage: Eukaryota; Fungi; Basidiomycota; Pucciniomycetes; Pucciniales; Pucciniaceae
Exons: 3
Coding region: 1-573 (190 amino acids)
Source: RefSeq, a predicted model, not a curated record
AUGCUGGCUAUUUCUUCCCUUGCACGCAUCCAAAGGUUGGUGGCUCCUUGGACGCAGAUCAUGAAAGCCCGGCUCGAGUCAUCGGUCAUCUUUCUAAGCUUCACCAUACUCUAUCUGUCGUCGAUUUCGGAGGCUUACUUGAUAACGACAACGAUCAGCCAGCUCGACCAACUAUCCUCCUCAAAUUCCAAACAGGACGUGAACAAUUUCCACAUUUCUACUCCGAAGCUCUUACACGAAUUCAUUUUCCCAUCCGGCCAGGUGGACGUCGACGCAGUGCUGGCAUUGAUUUCGGCAAGAUUAUCAUACAUUCCUUUCUUUAACAAGGUCCAAACAGAUCCAAUUGGAUGCGAUUGUCAUUCGAGUUCCCAACAUACCAUCAAAUCAACUAAUUGGUCAGCAAGAAAUAACCCUACAGUCAGAAAACUUCGUCAAAGUUUGCCGUCCUUGGAACAACACCUAAGUCCAAAAUUUACCCCGAAGAAGGGGCACUCGAUCAAAAAGGAAAAAUGCUUCGAAUACACUUUACAGAACGCUGUUGUAUCAAUCGCAACUUUCUAUCCGCUCUUUUGA